Messenger RNA from Labrus bergylta (ballan wrasse), 1954 nucleotides. Its product is annotated as alanine--glyoxylate aminotransferase 2, mitochondrial-like. The record is from RefSeq and is a predicted model, not a curated record. Gene Ontology annotation, biological process: glyoxylate catabolic process. NCBI's taxonomy places the organism in Eukaryota, Metazoa, Chordata, Actinopteri, Labriformes, Labridae. Gene Ontology annotation, molecular function: pyridoxal phosphate binding; L-alanine:glyoxylate transaminase activity. Gene Ontology annotation, cellular component: mitochondrion.
UAGCGUAAGUGGAAUUGGGGUCAGGUCACUGCACCGCCUGUCCCUGGGUAUUCCGAGAAGGAGUAGCUGCCUGGAAGAAAACUUCUGCAGAGCUUUCAGACGGAGAAUUUAGUUGGAUAGCAGCCUCUUCUCAACAUGUAUAAACUUGUUUCUUGCCUAAGAAGCUACAGUGCAGUAUUAACAGGGAAGUCCUGCUUUCGUCCCGGUUUGUCCAAAUUCCACUUGGCAAGUGGUGCAUUAUGUCAGAAAUCAGCCUUCAAAUACCCUCCCACAGACCUCCCAGAGAUGCCGCCAUGCAAUUUCCAACCUGAAGAAUACAAGGGUAUGUCCAAGGAGCGGAUGAUGGAAAUCCGCAAACUAAAUUGCAACCCCAUGACGAUGAAGGUGACUAGCUAUAAGAAGCCAGUCUUCGUCCACCAGGGAUUCAUGCAGUGGCUGUGGGAUGUGGACGGGAGGCGAUAUUUGGAUCUGUUUGCUGGUGUGGCUACUGUCAGUGUAGGCCACUGCCACCCGAAAGUAACAGCAGCAGCAGAGCAUCAGUUGAGACGACUGUGGCAUACGACAAACAUCUACGUCUAUCCUACUCUCCAUGAGUACUGUGAGAAACUAGCCUCCCACUUACCGGAUCCUCUUAAGGUUGUGUAUCUAACCAAUAGCGGCUCAGCCAAUGACCUGGCGAUGUUGAUGGCUCGGCUGCACACUGGCAACUUUGACAUCAUCACUUUGAGAGGAUCCUACCAUGGUGGGAGCCCACAGACCAUGGGUCUAACUUCCAACGCGGCAUACAAAUACCCCAUAGCCAACGGUUUGGGCUGCACUAAUACCAUGUGUCCUGAUGUGUUCAGAGGGCCGUGGGGAGGAAGCCACUGCAGGGACUCUCCUGUGCAGACUAUCAGAGACUGUAGCUGUGCAAAAGGUCAGUGCAUGGCACACGACCAAUACAUUGGACAGCUCAAAGAGACGUUUGUCACGAGUGUCCCCAGUCGAAUUGCUGCUUUCUUCGGGGAACCUAUUCAGGGAGUUGGAGGAGCUGUGCAAUAUCCUAAAAACUACCUCAAGGAGACUUACAAACUUGUAAGAGAGAGAGGAGGGGUCUGCAUCGCUGAUGAGGUCCAAACUGGAUUCGGACGAACGGGAACUCACUUCUGGGGUUUCCAGGGUCAUGAUGUCAUCCCUGAUAUGGUUACUAUGGCAAAGGGCAUAGGUAACGGAUUCCCAAUGGGAGCUGUUGUUACAACUCCAGAAAUUGCUGCCUCUUUCACUAAGGGGGUUCACUUCAACACCUUCGGAGGGAAUCCUGUGGCUUGUGCCAUUGCGUCAUCAGUGCUUGAUACUAUCAAAGAGGACGGCGCGCAGCAGAUCAGUCUCAAUGUGGGAACCUAUCUGAUGACACAAAUGGCCGAACUCAGAGACAAGUAUGAGAUUAUCGGUGACGUCCGUGGAAAAGGCCUCCAGAUCGGAGUGGAAAUGGUCAAAGACAAGGCCAGCAGGGACCCUCUAGCCCCUGAGGCGAUAGCUGAAAUCUUCGAGGACAUCAGGGACAUGGGAGUUCUGAUAGGGAAAGGAGGCGUCUAUGGACAGACCUUCCGCAUCAAACCCCCCAUGUGCAUCACGAUGGAAGACGCAGAUUACUUCCUGGCAGUUUUUAACAAGGCCAUCCACAACUACAUGGAGAAAAGAUAAAAGGUCAGCUGGAUAGCUGGAUGUUGUGUUGAUCUUUGAACAUGUGAACAACGUCAGUAUUAAUGACCUUCUGAGGAAGACUACCUCUGUUAUUGUUCCUGCAAGAAUUGUAUAAUGGUACAUAUCGUGUAAUUAGAAUAUUUUUAAAACAUACCUCACUAUUAAAUGAUGAAGGAAUCUUGUACUGUGCCUUACUUACAAUGGACUUGAAAUGUAUGUUAUUUGGGGAUUUACUGAAUCAUGCUUGGAUAUAACUUUCAAUGAUUGUUUU